UUCAAACUGCCAUUGAUGCUAGUUAGUACUUAACCUGAGUGCCAUUUGACCACUAGCAUCAAAAGACGUCAUCAACUUAAUCAAAUUGAACUCACGCAUUUAUUGGCGCACACCUCUAUAUAAACCAUUUGGCUGCUAAAGACUGAAGAAAAAAGUUCUUUUUGAACAGUGAUUAAAGGACACGUUGAAGUAGCAGAAAGCUUUGCAGAUAAACAAUCACUAGCGGUAAAGUAUUAAGAAUGAAGUAUUCAUUUGGUUUCGUGUUUGUGUGCUUGUUUUCAUUUUCAAAAGGUCAACUUAUUAGUGAAUGGUCUCCAUAUAGCAACUGUUCAGUAAGCACACGUACACGAACUUGCAAGCCUGCUCAUAGUUGUAGAGAUGUUGCGUUAGUUGAGACUAUUUCGUGUGGUAACCUCUGUUCAGGUCCACAUGCUUUUAAGGAUGAAAACAGCACAGCAGUAAAAAGAGUACAAAAAGUACAGUUUGAUGCAAUAAUAAACAUUGGAACUACAUUAAAAGAUGGACUAACUCUAAAGUCUGGAGAGUACCUUUCAUCAGGUAAUUGUUAUUUUGCAGUUAUGCAAAGAGAUGGAAACUUUGUUCUUUAUGUUACGCAACAUUGGGUACCUCAAAACGCAAUUUGGGCAAGUGGUUCUUAUAAUAAAGGAAUUGCUCCAAGAAGAGUAAUAAUGCAAAAUGAUGGAAAUUUAGUUAUUUACGAUGCUUACAACAGAGCAACUUGGGCAAGUGGUACUAAUCAGAAAGGGUCAAAGCCUCAUCGUCUGGUAAUGCAAACAGAUGGAAACCUGGUUAUCUAUGAUGGGAUCAAUAAACCAACGUGGGCAACGGCAACAAAUCGUGGUUGAUAAAAUUUACUUAAAACAACUUUAGUUUAGUAUAUAUAUAUUAAGGCUUAAUAAUUUU
This is a messenger RNA of Hydra vulgaris (swiftwater hydra), 924 nucleotides long. RefSeq lists its product as uncharacterized. The record is from RefSeq and is a predicted model, not a curated record. Lineage: Eukaryota; Metazoa; Cnidaria; Hydrozoa; Anthoathecata; Hydridae.